Rotaria sp. Silwood2 is the source of this 465-nucleotide messenger RNA. The record is from the annotation of a GenBank genome assembly. Lineage: Eukaryota; Metazoa; Rotifera; Eurotatoria; Philodinida; Philodinidae.
AUGUCACUAUAUAGCAUAUCUACUGCUGAAUGGUCAAUUAUUGGCUCAUACGGUGUUGGUUUAUUUCAAACAUGUGGUACUUCUCAAUGUAUAAAAAAUCAAUAUGAAAGCAUAAAUAAUGAGACAUAUUCACCACCGAUAUUUGUUAAACGAUUUUUUAAUGCCGCUCCAUUGGCUAUUGUCGGUGUAUUUAUUCAAUUAGUUGCUUGUUUUUUCUGUUUAUUUACUGCGUUUAUUUCUUUACCAUCAAAAUCUUCAAUAACAUGUUAUAUUACUCCAUUAUUAAUAUUUAUUGCUUUUCUUUUUCAAUUAAGUACAAUAGUCGAAGCUUCACAUGGAAUUCAUUUAAAUGGACGAAGUUCGAUGGUAUUUGAAGCGGCACUUGUACUUCAAGUUGUUGCUAUUGUACUAGCUAUUAUGGCAGCUGAUCGAAUUCAUAUAAUAACCAAUGUUCAAUGCGUCUAA